Lactuca virosa is the source of this 492-nucleotide messenger RNA. The record is from the annotation of a GenBank genome assembly. Lineage: Eukaryota; Viridiplantae; Streptophyta; Magnoliopsida; Asterales; Asteraceae.
AUGGCCAUUAAUCACCCGUCUCCCACAUUUCACGAAGGGAAGUGUCAUGAUGUCUACUAUUGUCUUGGGCAUAAGUCACUGCGUGAUGGGUUGAGACCAUUGACAGAUGACGAUGACUACACUAGGUUUCUUGAUGCUGCAAAUGGUAAUGAGGGGAAGAUUAAUGUAUAUGUUGAUCACUACAAUGAACCGGUAUUUGACUGGAUAGAGGAAGAAAAAGAAGAAGAAGGUGUUGAUAGUGAAAGCUCUGAUGAAGAUACGGACUCGGUCAUGUCUGAUGCUCUAUCUGUUGAUCAUGAACCCGAUAAAGAGGUAAUACCAUUGACUAAGUCUGAUGAUCCCUUUCUUAACCAUAUUAGUGUUAUCCCUAGAGAUGAUGUUGCAGAUGAGGAUGAUGAUUCAGAUAAUGGAACCAAACAAGCCCCAGUUUAUCCUUUUCAUGACACAAAUCAGAAAUGGGAUACAAGGCAACCCAUCCUUGGGUCUUAUUGA